This is a messenger RNA of Fonsecaea multimorphosa CBS 102226, 207 nucleotides long. RefSeq lists its product as uncharacterized. The record is from RefSeq and is a predicted model, not a curated record. The transcript has a single exon. Lineage: Eukaryota; Fungi; Ascomycota; Eurotiomycetes; Chaetothyriales; Herpotrichiellaceae. Bases 1 to 207 code for a protein of 68 amino acids.
AUGUUGCAGACCCUCAGCCACAUUGCGUUUCUCGGAGCAGUACGACUGCUUUCAUGGAAUGAGUUGGAAGCUGCGAAGCAUUACUCUGAUGAGGUCGCCUCAAUCACCUUGAUCAUCUCGGAGCAGUCGACGCACGUUGAGUUGGCGGCUACCAAGCGAGACUUUGUGAGUCACAAACUGAACCCAAGGACGAAUGCCGCCGUCUAG